This is a messenger RNA of Balaenoptera musculus (blue whale), 9393 nucleotides long. It is a transcript of the gene SOS1, whose product is annotated as SOS Ras/Rac guanine nucleotide exchange factor 1. Gene Ontology annotation, biological process: positive regulation of GTPase activity; Ras protein signal transduction. Gene Ontology annotation, cellular component: plasma membrane. The record is from RefSeq and is a predicted model, not a curated record. The transcript is spliced from 23 exons. Gene Ontology annotation, molecular function: protein heterodimerization activity; guanyl-nucleotide exchange factor activity. NCBI's taxonomy places the organism in Eukaryota, Metazoa, Chordata, Mammalia, Artiodactyla, Balaenopteridae. Bases 920 to 4921 code for a protein of 1333 amino acids.
GAUACACACCCCUUUCCGAAACGAAAGGCCCAGGGACUCCGAGAGAGGGGUGGGAUCCUUCUCGGCCCAACCACACAAUGGGGGCCGCUCCACCGUAGCUCGCACCCCACCCCGCAGGCCCCACUCGGCCGGGGGUUCGACGUCUCGGGGCCCUAUCGCUCCUCCCCCUGCAGCCCUCGGGGGCGCAGCCACAGCCCGGCGGGGCGCCCUCCCUCGCUCGCUCGCGCUUCCCUCCUCCUUGGCUGGGGAGCCGGAAAACCCGGAGCGAACCGGCCCUGCCCGGCGACGCAUGCUCAGUAGCAGGCAGGUUCAGUUCGCUAGUAGGAAGCUCUAGCGCUACACCGGCGUCGGCGGCGGCCGCGGCGGCACCUCAGGCAGCCGGAUUCCCCAACAACGACCUCGGGCCUUUCCCCUCCCCCGCUACACCCCGCGCCCAGCUCCGCCCCGCCCCGGGUCGCUCGCGUUUCGGGGUCCCUGCCGCGCGGGCGCCGCGGCCGGAGCGUCCGUCCACACGCCCUCCCCCAGCCGCCGGCUCCGCCGCGGGGCCAGGCCGGGCCCGGGAGCGCAGCCCCGGCAGGCGGGCGGGCGGCGACCGCGGCGGAGGGCAACCCGGGGCGGCGCCAGCGGGCCGGGGAGGAGUGGGGGCCCGGCCCCGGGGCGGUGGUGCGGGAUGCCGCCGCCGCCGCCUCCGGGCUGCGUUCGCUCUUCGCGGCUGGUGCCCGUGUCGGGUGGGUGGCCGGGCGCGGGCUUCGCCCCCCAGCUCCCUCUCCGGGGCUAGCCCGGCCGCUCGGCGCCCCGAGGGGGCCGGGCCGUCCGGUGGGGCCGCGGCCCUGUUCCGCGCUAAGAGCUCGCCCUCUCGCGGCUCCCCGGCCCGGCCGCCGCCGCCCCUCUCCCAACCCGGAGGAGCCCCGGGGGCACCAUGCAGGCGCAGCAGCUGCCGUACGAGUUUUUCAGCGAGGAGAACGCGCCCAAGUGGCGGGGGCUGCUGGUGCCUGCGCUGAAAAAGGUUCAGGGCCAAGUUCAUCCUACUCUUGAGUCUAGUGAUGACGCUCUUCAGUAUGUGGAAGAAUUAAUUCUGCAGUUAUUAAAUAUGCUAUGCCAGGCUCAGCCCCGAAGUGCUUCGGAUGUAGAGGAACGUGUUCAAAAAAGUUUCCCUCAUCCAAUUGAUAAGUGGGCAAUAGCUGAUGCCCAGUCGGCUAUUGAAAAGAGGAAGCGAAGAAACCCUUUAUCUCUCCCAGUAGAAAAAAUUCAUCCUUUGUUAAAGGAGGUCCUAGGUUAUAAAAUUGACCACCAGGUUUCUGUUUACAUAGUAGCAGUAUUAGAAUACAUUUCUGCAGACAUUUUAAAGCUGGUGGGGAAUUAUGUGCGAAAUAUACGGCAUUAUGAAAUUACAAAGCAAGAUAUUAAAGUGGCAAUGUGUGCUGAUAAGGUAUUGAUGGAUAUGUUUCAUCAAGAUGUAGAAGAUAUAAAUAUAUUAUCUUUAACUGAUGAAGAGCCUUCCACCUCAGGAGAGCAAACUUAUUAUGAUUUGGUAAAAGCAUUUAUGGCAGAAAUUCGACAAUACAUAAGGGAACUUAAUUUAAUUAUAAAAGUUUUUAGAGAGCCCUUUGUCUCCAAUUCAAAAUUGUUUUCAGCUAAUGAUGUAGAAAAUAUAUUUAGUCGUAUAGUGGAUAUACAUGAACUUAGUGUAAAGUUACUGGGCCAUAUAGAAGAUACUGUAGAAAUGACAGAUGAAGGCAGUCCCCAUCCAUUAGUAGGAAGUUGCUUUGAAGACUUAGCAGAGGAACUGGCAUUUGAUCCAUAUGAAUCAUAUGCUCGAGAUAUUUUACGACCUGGUUUUCAUGAUCGUUUCCUUAGUCAGUUAUCAAAGCCUGGAGCGGCACUCUAUUUGCAGUCAAUAGGCGAAGGUUUCAAAGAAGCUGUUCAGUAUGUUUUACCCAGGCUACUUCUAGCCCCUGUUUACCACUGUCUACAUUACUUUGAACUUCUGAAGCAGUUAGAAGAAAAGAGUGAAGAUCAAGAAGACAAGGAAUGUUUGAAACAAGCAAUAACAGCUUUGCUUAAUGUUCAGAGUGGUAUGGAAAAAAUAUGUUCUAAAAGCCUUGCAAAACGAAGACUGAGUGAAUCUGCAUGUCGGUUUUAUAGUCAGCAAAUGAAGGGGAAACAACUAGCAAUCAAGAAAAUGAACGAGAUUCAGAAGAAUAUUGAUGGUUGGGAGGGAAAAGACAUUGGACAGUGUUGCAAUGAGUUUAUAAUGGAAGGAACUCUUACACGUGUAGGAGCCAAACAUGAGAGACACAUAUUUCUCUUUGAUGGCUUAAUGAUUUGCUGUAAAUCAAAUCAUGGGCAGCCAAGACUUCCUGGUGCUAGCAAUGCAGAAUAUCGUCUUAAAGAAAAGUUUUUUAUGAGAAAGGUACAAAUUAAUGACAAAGAUGACACCAAUGAGUACAAGCAUGCUUUUGAAAUAAUUCUGAAAGAUGAAAAUAGCGUUAUAUUUUCUGCCAAGUCAGCUGAAGAGAAAAACAAUUGGAUGGCAGCAUUGAUAUCUUUACAGUACCGGAGUACACUGGAAAGGAUGCUUGACGUGACAAUGCUCCAGGAAGAAAAGGAGGAGCAGAUGAGGCUCCCCAGUGCUGAUGUGUAUAGAUUUGCAGAGCCUGACUCUGAAGAAAAUAUCAUAUUUGAAGAGAACGUGCAGCCCAAAGCUGGAAUUCCAAUUAUCAAAGCAGGAACUGUUAUUAAACUUAUAGAGAGGCUCACAUACCAUAUGUACGCAGAUCCCAAUUUUGUUCGGACAUUUCUUACAACAUAUAGAUCCUUUUGUAAACCUCAAGAACUACUGAGUCUUUUAAUAGAAAGGUUUGAAAUUCCAGAGCCUGAGCCAACAGAAGCUGAUCGCAUAGCUAUAGAGAAUGGAGAUCAGCCCUUGAGUGCAGAACUAAAAAGGUUUAGAAAAGAAUAUAUACAGCCUGUACAACUGCGAGUAUUAAAUGUAUGUCGGCACUGGGUAGAGCACCACUUCUACGAUUUUGAAAGAGACGCAGAUCUUUUGCAGCGAAUGGAGGAAUUUAUUGGAACAGUAAGAGGUAAAGCAAUGAAAAAGUGGGUUGAAUCCAUCACUAAAAUAAUCCAAAGGAAAAAAAUUGCAAGAGACAAUGGACCAGGUCAUAAUAUUACAUUUCAGAGUUCACCUCCCACAGUUGAGUGGCAUAUAAGCAGACCUGGGCACAUAGAGACUUUUGACCUGCUCACCUUACACCCAAUAGAAAUUGCUCGACAACUCACUUUACUGGAAUCAGAUCUAUAUCGAGCUGUACAGCCAUCAGAAUUAGUUGGAAGUGUGUGGACAAAGGAAGACAAAGAAAUUAAUUCUCCUAAUCUUCUGAAAAUGAUCCGGCAUACCACUAAUCUCACUCUGUGGUUUGAGAAAUGUAUUGUAGAAACUGAAAACUUAGAAGAAAGAGUAGCUGUGGUGAGUCGAAUAAUUGAGAUUCUGCAAGUCUUUCAAGAGCUGAACAACUUCAAUGGUGUCCUUGAGGUUGUCAGUGCUAUGAACUCAUCACCUGUAUACAGACUAGACCACACGUUUGAGCAAAUACCAAGUCGCCAAAAGAAAAUUUUAGAAGAAGCUCAUGAACUAAGUGAAGAUCACUAUAAGAAAUAUUUGGCAAAACUCAGGUCUAUUAAUCCACCAUGUGUGCCUUUCUUUGGAAUUUAUCUAACUAAUAUCUUGAAAACAGAAGAAGGCAACCCUGAGGUCCUAAAAAGGCAUGGAAAAGAGCUUAUAAACUUUAGCAAAAGGAGGAAAGUAGCAGAAAUAACAGGCGAGAUCCAGCAGUACCAAAAUCAGCCUUAUUGUUUACGAGUAGAAUCAGAUAUCAAAAGGUUCUUUGAAAACUUGAAUCCAAUGGGAAAUAGUAUGGAAAAAGAAUUUACAGAUUAUCUUUUCAACAAAUCCCUAGAAAUAGAACCACGAAACCCUAAGCCUCUCCCAAGAUUUCCAAAAAAAUAUAGCUAUCCCCUAAAAUCUCCUGGUGUUCGUCCAUCAAACCCAAGACCAGGUACUAUGAGACAUCCCACACCUCUGCAGCAAGAGCCAAGGAAAAUUAGUUAUAGUAGGAUCCCUGAAAGUGAAACGGAAAGUACAGCAUCUGCACCAAAUUCUCCAAGAACACCGUUAACACCUCCUCCUGCUUCUGGUGCUUCUAGUACCACAGAUGUUUGCAGCGUAUUUGACUCUGAUCAUUCAAGCCCUUUUCACUCAAGCAGCGAUACCGUCUUUAUCCAAGUUACACUGCCCCAUGGCCCAAGAUCUGCUUCAGUAUCAUCUAUAAGUUUAACCAAGAGCACUGAUGAAGUGCCUGUCCCCCCUCCUGUUCCUCCACGAAGACGACCAGAAUCUGCCCCAGCGGAAUCUUCGCCAUCUAAGAUCAUGUCUAAGCAUUUGGACAGCCCCCCAGCAAUUCCUCCUAGGCAACCCACAUCAAAAGCCUAUUCACCACGAUAUUCAGUAUCAGACCGGACCUCUAUAUCAGAUCCUCCUGAAAGCCCUCCCUUAUUACCUCCACGAGAACCCGUGAGGACACCUGAUGUUUUCUCAAGCUCACCACUACAUCUCCAACCUCCCCCUUUGGGCAAAAAAAGUGACCAUAGUAAUGCCUUCUUCCCAAACAGCCCUUCCCCCUUUACACCACCUCCGCCUCAAACACCUUCUCCUCACGGCACAAGAAGGCAUCUGCCAUCACCACCACUGACACAAGAAGUGGACCUUCAUUCCAUUGCUGGGCCUCCUGUUCCUCCACGACAAAGCACUUCUCAACAUAUCCCUAAACUCCCUCCGAAAACUUACAAAAGGGAGCAUACACACCCAUCCAUGCACAGCGAUGGACCACCGCUGUUGGAGAAUGCCCAUUCGUCCUGAGUUCCACUACACCAGGAUGUACGUUGUCCUGGCCCCACAUCCAUUGCUGGCAAUGGAUGCACUGAACGUGCCAGCACUGAGGAGUUAAAAUGAGAACUCCAAACACUAACGACUCUACUUCAAGAUGCAGUAUAAGACAAUGAAUUUUAACCUAGAUGUAAUUAUAAAGUGAAAAUGGUGUUCGUUUAGAAUAUGGAAAGACUGAUCUAGAGGAAGUGGACAACUGAUUGCACCUGAAAAUCAAGUAAAGGGAACUUUUUCCAGCCAGUAGGCAGGAGUCCUCUUUUUGUGAAGUGAUGUUUAUCAUUAAAGGGAUGAAAAACACAGUCUAGUGUCCAGCAGGCCCACAUGAUGACACUUUUUGUAAUUCAAAAUAUUAUGCACUUUUUAAAAAGAAAUCUUAAACAGGGAUCUUCAAAUCCUCCUUUGUUUUCCUUUGCUUUUAUUUGUCCUACUUUAGAAUAUUUUCUUAAAAAUCAUUCAGAGGACUGUGAGGAAAGGCUGUGGUACCUGACCUUGUUGGAAUCAAGGCCCAGCACUGUACUACAGUCCUGUUUACAGAUUAUUACAGUGAAUUGAAUGGGUACCGAGGCUUCACCAAAGAGGUACUUUUUUUUUUUUUUUUUAAGAAUAAUUAUACCGGUUUUAAGAGCAUUCCCCUACCCACCCUCCCUACACAAACAAAAUGUGGUGGUGUUGCCUUCAAACAAGAGAAGUUUUGUGUCAUUAACAACGACAGAAGAACUUUUAAAACAAUGUAACUGUCAAGUAUAUGAUUUACAUUUAGGAGACUGUUAAUCUAUGCUAGAUUGUCAUUUUCCCCCCCUUUUCCCACAGAAGUUUACUGGUAACCCAUGUCAUGGCUUGUAGCUGCCCCUCUAACCACACUAUGGAAACGCAGUCACCCAGUGUGAAGGGAGUCCUUGCUGGGUAUCGCUGACACCGUUCAUGUUUUACUAAUAGUUGAGUGGUCAGCAUAUCUAGAAUUACCUUGCAUUGCCUAAAUCAUGUGUAUAUAGUGAAUGUUAUAUAAUAUACCUGGCAGGUCUGUUUUAAUUUAAUUGAAUAAAGAUACAAAUACUUUGUUUGGCUGGCAUAUAUUAAAUUAUUAUAUGAGAAAAUGGUUGAUUCUUAUUUCUUUCAGUUGAAACACACACACAAACACUAAGCAUAAAAGCACGUAUUGUGGUACGCCUUGGUUUCUAGUUCUGGAUGUAUGUAUUCAUCUUAAAGAAUGAUCUAAAGUUGCAGUUUGGCAUGUAGGAAAAUAUUUGGUUAGAAUAGGAUGGGUAUCUUUUAAGCAGAGCUUUGUAAGGUUUUUAAUUUCCUAGGUAACAUGUGUACAGUCUGUUAAAGUUUAUAUUAAACAUUCUACCUUGCUUGAGGUCUUUGCUCUUUCGAAACUACUCGUAAUAGAACAUCUACCUACAUCAUUAAUAUCAUAAUAUGGAUUAUUCAUUAAGCCUAUGUACUGAUCUUCUGAGUCUAACAAAUACUGUGAUUGAAAUGCAUGCAACUUGUUGAAGAGAAAAAGUGUUAUUAAUCUCCACUAUAGUAUCUGUGAAGUGUGCAGUAUUCCAUCCUUAGAGAGUCCUCAGUUCAUCAGUAUAUGCAUGUGUCCUCUGAAUAAUGAAGCAACAUUUCAGCAAUUCUGUUAACCAUGCCAUUAGAGACAUUUUUAGAAGUGCUGCCUCAUGGUGGAAACCUAGUACUUUAAUAAUUUUCUGUGAUAUUUAUUAGAGCAUUAAAUGUACAUCACAGUAGUACAAUAUAUAGUCCUUUAAGACCAGAGUGUUGGUUGCAUCAUCAUUAAGCAGUCCAUCCUGUCAUAUACUUUAUUUAUUUGUUAGAGUUGAAUUAUUUUUUUCUAAUAUUUGUACCAUUCCUAUUAUGGUAGUCACUUUUCUCUUUGUAAAAUGUCUCCUUUUAAAAGUCUCCCCCCAAAUUAAUUUCAGAUCUCCUCUUGUAUGCAAAGUGUCCAUAAGACCAUUCAUUCAACAAGUAUUUAUCUAAGCCUACUUAUUAGUGCUGCUACAAUUAAUCAUAAUACACAUUCCAGAAUUUCCAUGACUUUUUAUUAGACCAGCCGCAUCGUCCCUAGGAUUUCCCUUUAUAUGUCUUAUGUGCACUUCUCUUUUUAAUUACCCCAGCCCCACUCCAAAUGAGAACCUGAGAAAAGUCCCAUUGGAGCCCAUUCAGUAUCUCUCUGGCCAGUGUGUUAGCCUUCAACAAGGUAAUAACCUCUUUUCAACCUGCCUGAUUGUAUAAAGAAAAAAAACUCAGAUUUGAAGUUCUAAUCAUACUUCUCCCAAAGGGAAGCAUUCUUCUACCCUCGUGGUUCUAGGCGACCGCUUCACUGUGCAUCAGCUUUACAUGCAUUGUGGAUAGAGGAUAUUUUUAUUCUGAAGUGUAAAAUUUGGGUAAAAAUAUUUUCUGCAGUGGUAACUGAUUAGAAAAAUUCCAGUUGGAUGCCCUUAAAUGGAGUUGAGAAAACUGUAUCCUUGCCUUCUUCACAUGUGAAACAUUAGCUAGCUGGCAAACUUAUUCUUUGUAGUAACUAAAAUUUCCAGGGACAGGAAGUGGCUGAGAAGACAAAUGCAUCACCACAAAAUUCUGCUUUUGAAUUCAGGACAUUACAAGACAGUCAAUGCAGCGUGACUUUUCCUAAAUCAUGGUCCAAAAUAUGGAACGUUUCUUUUAGAAAUGGAAGUGCUCUUAGAUGUUUCAUUAUCUUUGGAUCACAAAAUGAAGAAAAUAUUUCAAGGCUGAAUUUACCUAAAUGGGCUGAUAACCAAUAUAAUAGAAAGGGAGGCUUUUCACAUCUAAGUACUUUUAAAAACAGGAAAAGAUAAGUAUAUGUUUCUAAAUUUAUUGAAAGACAGGUUAUUUACUCUUCCCAGAUAUCCAAAUGUAUUUUAAGACUACAAAUUAUCAGGAAAUGUACAAACGUCAAAUGUUUGCUUAAUUAAAGGUUGUUGGGUAUUAAAUUAUGUGUUUAGUAGGUUACUGUGCUCUAACAACUCAAGAAUGUUUUAAUGUAUCUGAAUUUAGCAAGGAGCAUGCCACGCUAAUUAUACUCCAAUUAACAGAACAGUGUAGUGAACCAGUACUAUUUCAGUUGGAGGCUAUAUUAUGGUUCUGAAUUCCUUAAUGUGUUUUUUCGUACAUCAAAAAUUACCCAAACCAAAAAUUAGUUGGUAUCUAUGAUCACAAUCUUGUCUUAAUUCUCAAAUUUAGCUCACGUUAGUCAUGUACCUCAUCAUUUGUCCUUUCAUGACAGCUUAAAUUCAGAGUUUUAAGUGGCUCAGCAAAACAGAUAAUGGAAAUGGGGGGAGGUGUCUCAAUUUAUUAGUGUUAUACAUAUUGAGGAAAACCUUUUUUUUUCCCUCCAGAUUCAGAAAGAAAAAUUUAACCAUUUAUUUCUCGGUAUUCUGCUGCUAUAGGUAGGUUCACUUAUUCUUUUAACCUAUAUUGUAUGACUGUCGUACAAGUGUAGGUCCUAUUGUGUUGCACAUAAAUCUUUACCAGUAAAAUAAGCGUCACAGGGUUAAUACCAGUUUGUCUGAAAGAAUUAUGCAGUAAAAUUAUUUAUAAGGGAAAGUGAUGACUUAGUUUAUUUAUUCAGUAUUUUUCUUUUGAAACAUCUCAUUACUUUUAAAAUCAUUUCAAAAUUCCUUAUACAUGAGCCAAUGAAAUAUUUUGAGCGCUAGUUAAGAAAAGCAUGAAGUCUAUGAUAAAUCUAAACAAAAGCACUUGUAACUUGUUUUGUAAAUUUCAUGCCUUAUUUUCCAUUUUUGACACCAUAAAGUGCAUUUUCUGUCAACUGUGAGCAAAUUUCCCUUUUGCCUUUAAUGAAAAUAGUGCAUUAAGUAGCCAAUUGCUGCAAAAUUAUAAAGCAAGUUAGCUAAAGGUGGAUCACAUUGGACUACCACUCAAAGAAACAAGAUGCAUAGUGGAUGGAAGUCACAUGUGGUGUGGCUUUAUAGGGAGAGUGCACCUGUGCCAGAUGCAUGCCACUUUCCGUAGCUGCCAAAUGUGCCUUUAAUUAAGAACAUCUCUGAUUUUUUUCUUCAGAUCAAGUCAGCAUUUGGGGGCGGGAUCAGGGCAGGGGACUUUGGGGUGCAAAUAUCUGGUGAAACACACCAGAGAAGAAGCCUUUGUUUGUCCAAGUGACACGAAUAAUUUCAGUUGAAACGUGUUUAUGUAUAUAUAUGUGUAUUUGCCUUUGUUUAGUAGCACGGUUAUUUGCUAAAAUAAUUGUCCAAAAAAUUGCUGUCAGUCUUACUUUGAUGUAAAAACAAAGUUUGGUCUAUACAUCUAAUAUGGCCUUUGUACCUAACCAUGUUCGUAGGUAAUCUUUGUACUCUGUGUGCAGCAGUAUUUGGUUUGCAUUUAAAGUGAAAAUAACGGCUGUUAUUUUUCUGGCAUUACUAAGACAAACCGAAAAAUAAUAAAAAAAAAAAAAUGCCUUA